ACACAGCCGAAACGAGACGUUCGGCACCGAAACGACAUCACCGCGAGCCUUUUUUCGUGGGAUCGGGACGAUAGCUUGUUCACGUUGCGGUACAUCCGCCAAACGAUCGCGUGUGAACCGAGUCGUGCGCGAUUUACGCGGUAUCGGGGGUGCGUAAACGUAAGGAGCGAGCACACGGAACGAUCACGCAUCGACGAGCCACAGGAUGACGGAGACGACGACAGUGACGUAAAGCCCACGAGGCCAAGUGGAUCCCCGAUUGGUGACCCGACUUGUUUCUUUUUUUUGCUUUCGUGCACGUACACGGGGGUGAUCCAUGGCCGAAAUUCGGUCGUUGAGGCUCGAUUGAGCCGCGCGAUCGUGCGAUCGCUCGAAAGUGUGGAAAUUAGGCGGAUCCUGUGCGUUCCCGGAUAACAAUGAUCUAUGUCGAGGGAAUACCGUUGGAGCGUGCGAUGAAUCCUCGCAGUGGUUCCGUUCGCGAUCGCCCCCAGCUCGGGAAAAGGUGUUUGGUCGAUGACUGAACCUCUCCCGGAUCUCGAAGACUCUCGUGGCAUCGUUUCACGCGCAGGAGGCGGCCAAUAAUCUCGUCCUGGUUAUCUCGUCGAUGACAGCUAGCUCCCGUAGGAUGUAAGCGUUCCGAAAGAAACGGCGAAGGGACUGUCGAAAUGCGAAGGAACAGGGAUUGGUGAAGAACGCGGGUUUCGAAUCGCUCCGCUGGACGACACCGUGUUGAACAACGGCUGAAUAUCGACCGAAGGCCGCGGCUACCGAAUUAGUUGUGGCGAAGGUCGCGGAUAAACGCGUGCAAUUCGGUCCCAGUGAGUGCGUUUCCGCUUCCAGAUCGGUUGCUCGGAAGAUUAUUGACGUUUGCCGCGGGUUCGCAACCUCCAAUUGGCCAUCCCCGAGGUUAAUCGCGCUCGAGUGCUCGGGGUAUCCGCGAUAACGUUCUGUCCGAUCCCUUCGACGUUGCGCGUCGUCAAGGAGAUGAUUCCAGCGUUGGUCAGACACGAUUCGGUGAACACGGACGAUUAGUGCGUCGGGAUUAACGAAGAGGAACUUUGAAACCGAGAGUGCGCACCGGACUCCCUCGAAGAACAGUUCUCUGAACGAGACCUACUGACCUAUCGACUCGACGCCACGGCUACCCUACUCUUCCUCCUCCACCACGGUUGCCACUUUUUUUUUUUUUCGUUACUUACACCCCUGUGGAACACGCAUCGAAUCGUUCAGCUGUAAUCGACGCAUCGGAGGACAGCGACCGUUGGAGGAAGUGUGCGGCGUUAGGCAGGCGACGUGGCUGCGCGUACGAACGCGCGGGUGAAUCGAAGAGAGUCGUUCUUUGAACGAGACCCACUGACCUAUCGACUCGCCGCCCUCCGCUCCUACCCCGUUUCUCGCCCACCCUACUUUCCGCCUUUGCUUCCCUUCGUGUGUAUGUGUGUUUACUGGCGUGCCGCGUCGUGGGACGUUUCGUGAUUCCCGUUUUCGUGUGGAUACUCCAGGGGUAACUGCUCGAAGACGACGGGGGUUGUUCGAUAUAUCGACUGCACAUUUACAAGACAAACGAGUGCCUAAGUAUCCGCGAUCAGUGCUCUAACUUAAACGUGUUCCAUUCGCACAAUCCCCUCGUCGCCUUUCACCCUCGGUGACUUUCUCUACUUCUGUUUUUUAUUUAGCGUUUACCGCCACUGUAUCGGUGUUCAGGGUAUCCCUCGCUCGUUCUCGACCUCGUCGUCGAGCGCUGAUCGGGCGUCGAGAAUACACGGUGAAGAGUGCCUAAAAUUUUAUGCCUUCUCGACUGAUUAUAUUGAUACGCGAUCGGAAUCGUCGUCGCAUCUCUCGCUCCCGCGCUUCGUUCUUUUUCGCGUUUCCUUCUUCUUCCUUUCUGUCGGAAGCGAUCGUUUGAUCGUUGAGCUCUUUACGCGGAGACGCGACAAACAGUGCCUCAGAUUAUUAUCUCUCGACUGAUCGACGGAGAAACUGUACGAAUCGUAAUUAUCCCUCGUACACCUCGACUUUUCGCUUCUUCUUCGGGGGCGUAUCCGAAUUUCGUUCGCCUUGCUCCCUCUCUGUUUCGAGAGAUCCGAGUAGCACCUCGUUUUUCUAACUCACCCAGUAGGUCAGGGUAACGUUCGAUAUCUCUCUUCCUCUUCGAAGUUUCCAUCGUCGUCUAACAUCCACGGAGACAUCCCUUUCCUAGAUCAUCCCGAACAGCCCGAGGACAAUCGUCGAUUGGUAAUCGCAGACUGAUAACGACCGUGAGUCGAACGAACACAUCAACGUCGCCUAAUGAUUGGUCGAUCGGCCACAGGAGUAUUUGUCGAUUCGAUAGGACGCAGGAAGUCAACGUUUCCUCUCCCACCCGUUGCCAAACGAAUCGUCGAACUUUUACCAGGUCGAUCGAACGAACGCUAGCAGUCUCGACAGUGCAUCUUUAAUUUCGCCAGCUGGAAGAGAUGGAAUUCAGAUCGCGAUCCAGGAGCGUUGCAAUGCCCGUUGACGUCACGAAGGAUCCCAUGGCGAUCAUCGAGGAAUUUUCUCCUUGUAAAAGCGUGGCUUGCAGGUGCUGGCCGUCGACAAUGAUUGUCUGAUCGUAGAGUUAACGUGGCACGAAGGAGGAACGGGGGAAUUAACAUUAGCAAUAAUAAGAAGAGGAUAGACACUAUAUCUAAGACAACACAGGAACCUUUCAGGAUAACGUUAAGCGUUUACGAGUAAACGGUGUUAUCGUUGAUUAAUUCCGCAGUGAGAUCGAAGGCGUUCGAUUCGAUUCGUUCAUCGUCUCCUCGCGGAGUCUGCCACGAUCGUAAAUAGCGAUCGAGGGAUCGCAACGUUCGAGUGAGAAAAAUGCCGAUGAAAUAAACUGAAAUCGAGGACAAACGUAAUCGCGAAAAAUGGCGGAAAGCGCUGCGAGUCCGGGUUCCGUGGUAGCCGCGAACAGUCCGCAGCAACAACAGCAAUCUCAACCACCGCAACAACAACAACAAACGCAACAGACACCACAACCGCCGGAUAUAAGCAGUUCGCAGCUGGCGUCUCCACCAAUCACGGGCACAGGUACGAAUAGGAAACGGUCGAGAUCUUCCGCCCAGAUCGAAAUAAUCCCGUGCAAGGUGUGCGGCGACAAGAGCAGCGGCGUCCAUUAUGGCGUGAUCACCUGCGAGGGUUGCAAAGGCUUCUUCAGGCGGUCCCAGUCGUCGGUCGUCAACUAUCAAUGUCCGCGGAGCAAGAAUUGCGUGGUCGACCGUGUAAACAGAAACCGGUGCCAAUACUGUCGGUUGCAAAAGUGCCUACGCCUCGGCAUGUCCAGAGAUGCCGUUAAAUUCGGACGCAUGUCGAAGAAGCAGAGGGAGAAGGUCGAGGACGAAGUUAGGUUCCACAGGGCACAAAUGAGAGCGGCCUCCGAGACGGCGCCCGAUAGCAGCGUGUUUGAACAUCAGACCCCAAGCAGUUCGGAUCAACAUCACCCCUACAACGGAGGAUACACAUAUGGAGGUAGUGAAUACGCUUCUCCCGGUCCCGGAACUGGCGGAUCGGGUUAUUACAAUCAUCAGGCGAUGACGAACUACGAGCUUAGCGCCGAUUACGUCGACAGCACGACGACCUAUGACCCGCGACCGACGCAGACGCAGGUCGCGGACACUGUCGCCCCUGAUACGCCCUCCGCUGUCACCGCGACUGGGGUACUUCCCAGCGUGGUCACCACCGGAAAGUCGCUGUCCGCAUCGACGACCGGAAGCAGCACGGGUGGUAGUGGUGGAGGUAGUAGCGGAGGCGGUGGUGGCGGUGGUAACGGUGGUGGAUCCGGUGGUGGUGGCUCGGGUGGUGGAGGGAGCGGUUCUGGCACCGCUGGUGGUGCGACCGCCACCGGCGGCGGGGGCGGCGGUGCCGGUUCUUUGAGCGGGGGUGGAAUCGUUGCUGUGAAGCAAGAGACCACCGUCGAACUCGCCAGCCUGGGCCAUGGCUCGUACACGAUGGUCGACUCGACGACCUUUCUGAGCAGUCAGCAACAGAGGGUCAGCAAUCCAUCCGAGGACGACGAAGUGCCGAGUCUGCCCAGUAUGUCCCAUGCGAGAUAUCCUGCACAGAUCAGCGAGCUACUCUCAAAAACGAUAGCGGAUGCACACGCAAGAACGUGUCUGCUGUCGACGGAAGAGAUCCAGGAGUCUUUCCGGAAGCCCCACGACCUCUCCAGAUUGAUCUACUACAAGAACAUGGCGCACGAGCAGCUGUGGCUCGAGUGCGCCCAAAAACUAACCACCGUUAUCCAGCAGAUCAUCGAGUUCGCCAAGAUGGUUCCUGGAUUCAUGAAGCUCUCCCAGGACGACCAGAUUGUUCUAUUAAAGGCUGGUUCCUUCGAGUUGGCUGUGCUACGUAUGAGCAGGUACCUUGAUCUUCAGCAGAAUUGUGUCCUCUACGGUGACACUAUGUUGCCACAGGACGCGUUUUAUACGACGGACACGGCGGAAAUGAAGCUCGUUUCUUGCGUGUUCGAAUUGGCCAGGAGUAUUGCCGAAUUGAAGCUCACGGAAACGGAGCUGGCGCUUUACAGCGCAGCGGUUCUGUUUAGUCCCGAUCGGCCGGGACUGAAAGGACUGGCGGAAAUCACGAGACUGUCACAGGCGGUAAUCAGGGCGCUGAGGUCGGAACUCGACCGUAAUCACGUGUCGCCGAUAAAAGGCGACGUGACGGUGUGCGACGCGAUCCUGGCGAAGAUCCCCCAGCUGCGAGAGAUCUCUCUGCUGCACAUGGACGCCCUCGCCAAGCUGAAACGGUCGCAGCCGCACCUCGACUUUCCGGCCCUCCACAAAGAGCUUUUCAGCGUCGACAGCUGAACGAUCGACGCGGCGCAGGGCGUCCCGACGCUGACGAACAAAGCGGUACGCGAGUAGCGCCGGGCCUUGCUCUGUCAAGAUUAUUUCCUUCGUAAUGAACGUAUUGGGCCUUAAAUAAACAUAACAUUGUUAUAUAUAUAUAAAGUAUACAUAAAAAAAAGCAACAUAAAGUAUAUAUGAAAGAUAUAUAGAAGUAUAUAUAUAUACAUACAUAUAUAUAUACACACAGAUAUAAAAUAUAUUAUAUAUAUAUAUA
This is a messenger RNA of Hylaeus anthracinus, 5091 nucleotides long. It is a transcript of the gene Hr3, whose product is annotated as probable nuclear hormone receptor HR3. The coding region runs from base 2895 to 4835 and encodes 646 amino acids. Gene Ontology annotation, biological process: regulation of transcription by RNA polymerase II. Gene Ontology annotation, molecular function: zinc ion binding; nuclear receptor activity; RNA polymerase II cis-regulatory region sequence-specific DNA binding. Gene Ontology annotation, cellular component: nucleus. The transcript has 9 exons. NCBI's taxonomy places the organism in Eukaryota, Metazoa, Arthropoda, Insecta, Hymenoptera, Colletidae. The record is from RefSeq and is a predicted model, not a curated record.